This is a messenger RNA of Cajanus cajan (pigeon pea), 1532 nucleotides long. The record is from RefSeq and is a predicted model, not a curated record. Lineage: Eukaryota; Viridiplantae; Streptophyta; Magnoliopsida; Fabales; Fabaceae.
CACUACCCCUUUUCCUCUGUGCAAUUCUCUUUAUUACUCUAAUUAGGUACCAAUUACUUUAGCUUCCCAACAGCUUUCUCUAUUAGGGUUAUGCGUAGUAAAUUCCCUUAGCAAUUCAUUGGGUUUUCCUAAGAUUAAUGAAAUUAGGGUAUCCAAACAUGGACUGGCCUUUCUGUUAGGUCGCUUCGCAUAGAGAACUGAAGAUUGAAGAAAUUGAUCCAGGAACGUACAAUUUCACAUAAGGGUCCAGGGCUGUAAUGAAAUUGGGAAUUUAGGAUGCUUAUGUCAAAAACACUAGGGUGAUGAUUCUAAACCCAAAGAUGAAAUUUCCUUUGCAAUAUUGACUAUUCAGUUCAAGUCCAAAGAGGAAAGAAUGUAAAACACAUGUUGCAGUGUAGGUUGGAUGCUGAGAUUAGAGCUCCAAAUUAUUCACCUACAUAUGUGUGACGUCAUCACCCCAAGGGAAUUUGGAGUGCAUUUUAGGGGAUAAGUUUAUAAUUUGCAGUUAUAACCGCUGAUCAAGAGUUGAGAGACUGAUAGAUAUACAUACACAUGUAACAGACUGUGAAGUUGUUAAUUCUCAAUAGUUAAUCUUUUAAUUAACAGUUAUAGAUGUUAAAUCCUUCUCGUGUUCUAUUUAUUAUCAUUUCAUUUGUACUUUUGGAGAUUAAACUGCUGUGGGAUGUGGCCGAAUUCAUGCUGCACUUUUCCAAAUGAGGAUUUAUGUUUACUUGCCUUUUGCUUCUUUUUUUUUUUUUUUCUUUAAAUUUUUUGUUUUAAUUCAUCAGUGUAUAUACUUUAAUUAUGUUACUGACUCUGUCCUUUAUCUGAUGUUACAAAUCGGGGUUGUGGGACUGAUCUUGUCUUCACAGUCCUUGCUGGGUUGGCUUUUAUGUUUUCGGCUAGCAUUUUGCUACAGAUUCUGGUCAGCCUUAAACCAGGAUGUUUAACUCUGCAGGAGAGCUUUCAAACCUGCCAAAUUAGCCGUAUUGAAUUUACAGCGUGUGCAAUAUAUAACAAUUGGUGGCCCAUGUUAUCAGCUCUGAUGUAUGUGCUGGUUCCUAUGCCUUGCUUAUUCUUUGGAGGAGGAUCCACUCAAUUUCUAAUUAGCCGUGAUGGUGGGGGUUGGAUAGAUGCUGCAAAAUUUUUGACUGGAGCAUCAGCCGUUGGGAGCAUAGCCAUUCCUAUAAUCCUCAAGCACGCUCAUAUGAUUGAGACAGGCGCAAUGCUCAUCGAGCUUGUAUCGUUCUUCAUAUUUAUAUGUACUGUUUUAUGUUUCCACCAAGCCAACCUUGAUGAUGAUUGGUAAUAACAAAUUCCACAAAGUUCUGACAUCCUGCUAGUCAUUAGGGUUUGUUACCCGUAAAAUGGGAACCAAAUAGUGAAACUUACUACAACCAUGGGAAAAGAAAUGUAUGUUCAAACCUCUGUAAAGCUCUUCAGUAAUUGCUUUUUUGUUAGUUUGUAUUCUCGUUAUAGUAAGAUAUUUGUCAUAAUUUUGAUUCGUGGAGAACACGUGACGUUUGACUUCC